Molecule: messenger RNA, 984 nt
Organism: Mustela erminea (ermine)
Lineage: Eukaryota; Metazoa; Chordata; Mammalia; Carnivora; Mustelidae
Gene: TM4SF4
Product: transmembrane 4 L six family member 4
Exons: 5
Coding region: 193-801 (202 amino acids)
Cellular component (GO): membrane
Source: RefSeq, a predicted model, not a curated record
GGUUCUGCCUCAUUUGAGAAGCAGAAGCAACUCCAAGGACAAAGCUCACAGACUGAUUUGGUUCUCCACUCCAAAAUACGGAUUAAACUGGGGACAACUCCUAGGACGCUGUCGCCGAUAACUUUGAAGAGACCCUGUGAAGGGGACAGUGAGGUGCCUUUGAUCGAAGUCCUAUAUUAUACCUCCCCCAACAUGUGCACUGGAGGCUGCGCCAAGUGCCUGGGGGGCACUCUCAUCCCCCUUGCCUUGUUCGGCUUUUUGGCUAACAUCCUGUUAUUUUUUCCUGGAGGAAAAGUGAUAGACAACAAAGACCACCUUUCUGACGAGGUCUGGUUUUUCGGAGGAAUAUUAGGAAGCGGGGUCUUGAUGAUCUUCCCCGCGCUGGUGUUCUUGGGCCUGAAGAACAAUGACUGCUGCGGGUGCUGUGGCAACGAGAGCUGUGGGAAGCGCUUCGCGAUGUUCACCUCCACAAUAUUUGCUGUGAUUGGAUUCUUGGGUGCUGGAUAUUCAUUUGUCAUCUCCGCCAUCUCAAUCAACAAGGGUCCUAAGUGUCUCAUGGGCAACAGCACGUGGGGCUACCCCUUCCACGAAGGGGAUUACCUCAAGGAUGAGAGCUUGUACAGGCAAUGCCUAGAACCUGUCAAUGUGGUGCCCUGGAAUCUGACCCUCUUCUCCAUCCUGCUGGUCAUAGGAGGGAUCCAGAUGCUUCUCUGUGUCAUCCAGAUCGUCAACGGCCUCCUGGGGACCCUGUGUGGGGACUGUCAGUGCUGUGGCUGCUGUGGGGGAGACGGACCAGUUUAAAUCUCCUUGAUGAGCUGCUCUAACUUGAUGGCAUGUGGGACAUUACAUUAGACUUAUUCUUUUUUCCUGGGGCUGGCAAUUCCUGUCUGCGUCCUAGCUGACAAAGCUUAGGGACAACAGAGUUACUCCUUCCACUUUUCCAAGCAGCUUAGCUCAAUUCAGAUGUUUAUGCUAUUUUCAAAA